CAGGCAUUUGCCUUUUCUGUCAGCUGUGGCCGGACUGUGGGAGACUAUUACCAGACGUUGCAUUGUAUCUCUCCUUUGUAUUGGUAUUGUGAGACUCUGAUAUGGUGUGAAGGAAAAGACAUUGAAGGCUAAUUCAAGGGCACAACCAUGGAGGAAAUGGACUUUGAGAGGCGCCGGGAGCUGAGGAGGCAGAAGAGGGAGGAGAUGCGCCUGGAGGCCGAACGGUUGGCGAAGAAUGACGACGAUGAGGAGGAGGCGGCCCGCGAGAGGAGGCGCAGGGCACGCCAGGAGAGGAUGAAGAGCAGGGAAGGCGAAGAGACUAGCAGCCAGCCAGACAGUCUGGUCAUGACCAACAGCCACAGUGUCACAGAGACUGUGUCUGUGAGCAGCUCUUACGGAGGAGGCGGCGGUGACGACGAGGAACAAGCCCUGCUGGAGCGCAUGGCCAAACGCGAGGAGAGAAGGCAGAGACGCAUGAAGGAGGCGCUGGAUAGACAGAACCAGCUGGACUCCGGUGAGACGGAGGGCAAUAACGACAGCGUGGCCACUGAGGAAAACAAUGCAGAGGAGGAGCGGCCCUCCUCCUGGCGCAAGGGCCGUUACCGCGACAAUGAAGAAGAAGAAGAGGAGAAGGCGAUGACGUACAGCUCAAGGAGAGAGGAGAAGGAGCGAGAGGAGCCAAGAGAGGAAGAGGAAGCUGCUCCUGAGGGUGGAGAGGAGGAAGCUCAUGAAGGAGUAGAUGAGGAGGAGGAGGAGCAGAAAGUGGAGGUUGUGGAGGAAAAACCAAGAAGGUCUUACUACAGAGACCAGGAAUCAACUGAAGAGCCUAGUAUGCAAAACAAGGUGAACGAGAGAGGCGAGGAGCAGAGGAAGCAGAACGGAGGGCUGCAUGAGGAGGCGGCUCCCAACCAGCACAGGAAACCUGAGAGGACACUCAGUCGCGGCAGUGUACGUUCCCCUGAGGUGUCUGCGGGUGACGACCAGGACGACGCAGCCCGCCUGGAGGCAGAGCGCAAGCUGGAGGAGCUGAAGCGUCGCCGCGACGACGCAGAGAGCGAAGAGUUCGAGAGAAUGAGGCAGAAGCAGCAAGAGGCCGAAGUCGAGCUGGAGGAGCUGAAGAAGAAGAGGGAGGAGAGAAAGAAGGUGUUGGAUGAGGAGGAGAGGCAGAAGAAACAGGAGGAGGCAGAAAGGAAAGCCAGAGAGGAGGAGGAGAAGAGGAAGAUGAAAGAGGAGAUUGAGAGGAGGAGAGCGGAGGCAGCUGAGAAGAGACAGAAGGUGGAGGACAAUCUGGAUGGGGAGGGCCAACCCUUCAAGUGUGUCAGCCCUCGUGGAUCCUCUCUGAAGAUUGGAGAGAGGGCAGAGUUCCUGAACAAGUCAGCGCAGAAAAGCAGCACAGUGAAGAUGUCUCAUUCUCCACUGGUGUCCAAGAUAGACAACAGGCUGGAGCAGUACACCUCAGCUGCUCAGAGGGAGAACAAGGAAUCUCGAUCCCCUCGCUCCGGAGCGGUGGAUCUGCCCAUGGUCACCGACAGCAUAAGAAACAUCAAGAGCAUGUGGGAGAAAGGCAACGUGUUCACCUCGCCUGGGGGUGGCGGGAGCGCAUUCAAGGAAGCAGCUGUGAUAAAGACAGGCGUGGCAGGCCGCAUCAACGACUGGCUGAAUAAAACCCCGGAGAGCGGCAAAACGUCAGGAGGAAGGCCAUCGGAUCUGAAGCCUGUUGACGUCACCAACAAGAGGAGUCUAUGGGAAAACAAAGGCGCCUCUCCAACCAAGGUGGCAGGCAGAGGGGAGACCAAAUCAGUCGCCAACGGUAUGGGACAUUAAUGUCUUGAAGGAGCCACUAAAGCUGGGGACCACGACAAUCCAAGACUCUUCCUUUGACUUUGUCUUUAAUACCAAAUAAUGACCAAAAUCCCAAGAGGGACCCCAAGAAAACGGAGGGACAGAAGAGACUCUGUCCGAGCACUGUACCGAAACAGCAUCACAUUUUUGUACGGUUGCCACGUAUAGUGCCUUUGCACAAUGAUUUUUGCUUUCUAAAAGAAACAAAAUGCUGUGAAAUUUGGACAUUUGUUAUUACUAUUACUAAUUACUUUAUACGAUCCUGCCAGGAAGAAAAAAAACAAAAAACAAAUUAAAAUUUAGAUUUAUCUGUUGUACUCCAUUUUGACUGUUUUGGUAGAGACAGAGUAGAUGAAUUAAACAUUUCAGUCCACAUUCCAAAGAGAUGGGUGAAAUCAGUUCUCUCCCUCAUACAGUUCAUUUUCCAUCUCUUUUUUUAUUUAUAUUUAAAGCAAAAGCUUCACACAUUGCUAUUUUAUUCAACGUUCACCACUUCAGGAUAGAAAUAUAAGCACUUCUAGAAUUUAGCUGAUUUCACUUUUAUUAUGUCUUACCAAUAGUGCAGCAAUGGUCUGAGUAAUAUAUGUUAGCACAUGUGAGGUUUUGAAUAUGACCUAUCAUACUGUAUCUUAUAUAACAUCAUUAUACUCAUAACAAAAGGUAUUUUGCUUUUUUUUUGUAUCCAGAAACUAGUCACCAACAGGCAGUUAAUUGUGGUGGUGAUAGGAGUGUUGAAUAUUCAGAAGGCCAUUAUGACUUUUUUUAUUAUCUUUUUAUGUCAUUUUAUUUAUGUUUUAAUGUGUUUUGUCCUUUUUUUCUAUUUCUAGCUGUUUUUGUAGCUUUUGUACCUGUUUGAUCACUUUAAAAAUCUUCAGACAUUCCUCUUUAAAAAGCAGGUGCACAAGAUGCCUUAAAAACUGUAGGUUUUUAUAAUGUAGGAAUUCGGCAAACCAGCCAUCUUUUUUUCAGUCUACCUUUAACUUUUUUAUUGCCUCUAUGCACACUCUUAUGCUCAGCGAUAGUUUUGUCAUUGAGGGCAUACAAAGUAAAAUCAGGGUGCCUAAGCAUAUAGCAAGAUAGUAGUACAAUACGAGGAUAUUUACCACUAUGUAACUUCUGGCCUUAUGAUUGCAAUGAAAACAUGUAUGACAGCUGAGGUACAGUACAUGAUCGCCUCAUAGCAACUCUUUAUGAUAUUAAGACUUCUGAUUUUCAUGUUUAUUUUUCACUGACAUGGUCUUAAGUAGCACAUUCCCUUUCAUAGGUUUUGCGCGGCACAGGCUUUGAUAAUAUGAACGGUUUGCUGGGGCAUUAAAUUGAUUCAUGUUACUGCUCAAAAGUCUGACAAUCACAUUCCACGGCUCCUGAAAAGAGCAGAGGAGCUUGACCAAAAUAUUUGUAAGCGUGAUUUAAUGUGACAUUUAUGUUUUUUUUAAUACAGUGGUUUCAUAAUGCCGUAUUAUUUUUUUUAAACCUUAUGUCCAUCUUAUGUUUUUUUGAAAGUUCUUUUAUUUCCAUGUUUAACCAGACACUUGUUGUUUGUGUAGCGCUAAGCCUAUGCAAAACACACUAUCUGUAGUCUCUCUAAACACUCCCAAUGUCACAGAAGGGGGCAGUUUCCAACUGGAUGAAUGUUUUAAACAUUGUACCCUUGACUCAACAACAGCAAUAAAGACAUUGAGAUAUU
Molecule: messenger RNA, 3529 nt
Organism: Scomber scombrus (Atlantic mackerel)
Lineage: Eukaryota; Metazoa; Chordata; Actinopteri; Scombriformes; Scombridae
Gene: cald1a
Product: caldesmon 1a
Exons: 15
Coding region: 148-1824 (558 amino acids)
Biological process (GO): angiogenesis; actin filament bundle assembly; muscle contraction
Cellular component (GO): actin cytoskeleton
Molecular function (GO): calmodulin binding; myosin binding; actin binding
Source: RefSeq, a predicted model, not a curated record